AUGGCUGUUUCUCCUGAGCAAGUCAAGGUUCUCCUGGAAUGGUGUAUAACCCACAACGUUGUAAUCGAUUCACGAUUACACCUACGCCCCGGACCUACGGGAAUUGGGGUGCACUCUGGAAGGCACCUCAUACACCCACACCAAACGCUCGUGAAGAUCCCGAAGGACUCCGUUCUGUCCGUCCGUAAUUGCUCGUUGGCGGGUUCCAUUCCAUUCGCCCCGUACGGACUAGAUGCGCAGCUCUCUCUCGCUCUCGCGCUCUUCGUGGAGCUGCUAAACGGACGUCAAUCGAGAUGGUAUGGGUAUCUGCAGUCGUUACCUAAUCCCCUCGUCGAUCUGCCGAUGUUCUGGGAUCGCAGGUUGGGCACCAAUGACGACGACUGCGAGGAUGGCUCAGAGGCGCUGUCUUGGCUAUCCAAGACGGAGGUAGCGAAGAUACUUGAUGAGCGGACGGAACAUGGCUCGACGAAACUGGACGAAGUGACUCGGUUCUAUGAUCAAUUUGCUGAGCCUCUACUCGUACGCAGUCGAUAUUCGCCAACUUUGAUGGGUUUCUACCGUGCAUUUUCGUUGGUAUCAUCAAGGGCAUUUCUUGUUGACGCGUAUCAUGGUUUGUCCAUGGUUCCGAUAGCGGAUGCAUUCAAUCAUGUUAUCGAGCAUCACGUCCACCUCGAGAGCGACUACGGCGUAUGUCCAGAAUGUGGUUCUCUCCAGGAGUGCCCGCAUGACCGUGAAGAUGGUGGGGCUCGAGAAUCAACGGACGUCGAGCACGACAGAGACCAUGAUCUAUUCUAUGAGAUGGUCUCUAACACUGCCAUACCGCCUCACACUGAAGUCUACAACACCUACGGAGAAGAGUUGACUAAUGCUCAGCUCCUGACUCAGUACGGGUUCAUAUUGGAUGUUGACGAGAAUGAUCGUCUGUCCUGGUCGUUGGAUGCAGUGCUGCAAUUUUUUCCCUCUGGCGACGCGGAACACCUCAUGGAGAAGACUCGACGGAUCUCUUCACUGUUAUCGGAGGAGGCCUCUACAUAUGCGCAGUCCGAUUUGACGUAUCAUGAUCCAACCAAAAAUAUCACCUUUUGCAUCAACGAUGAAGGCAAAGUAUCCCAUCAGCUUUGGGCUCUCCUGUUCUCGUUAGCUACUCAAUCGCUGUGCGAAACUCAGAUCCAUGAAACCCUACGAUCGACAUUGGAUUUCCAGCUAGACCUUGAAGACUUGGAGCACGACGAUGACGAGACCGAAAGCGACGGGAUAGCUAAUAACCUUGAUCAACAGGAUCUGAAUGAUGAUCAACAUGCCCCGUUAGAUGUCCUCCUGUCUGUGGCUCGUUCCGUCGUGGUUCUAUGCACCGCUCGCAAGCGGAACAGUGAAAAGCAAGGAUCCGCUGCGACGGAUUUGAAUGCUUUGAUCGAGGAACUACCGGAGGGCAGGACACGGACUAGGCUGGCAGUGUCUAUAUUGCUCAGCGAACGAUCUAUUUUAGACUGUUGUGAGGCGGGAUGGACGGCGUUGCUCAACUCUGCUGGACGUCUUGGAUAUAAUUCUAGACCGGGGGGUUGA
This is a messenger RNA of Cyclocybe aegerita, 1563 nucleotides long. The record is from the annotation of a GenBank genome assembly. Lineage: Eukaryota; Fungi; Basidiomycota; Agaricomycetes; Agaricales; Hemipholiotaceae.